AUGUUUGCCAUAGCUUCUCCAUCAUCUUCUUCUUCUUCCAAGAAAUAUGAUGUGUUUCUGAGUUUCAGAGGAGAGGAUACUCGCAGAUCCUUCACCAGCCAUCUCCAUGAUGCCUUGUGCCGCGGGGAUAUUAAGACAUACAUAGAUUAUGAGCUCCCAAAAGGUGAUGACAUCUCCCAAUCACUCAUUGAAGCAAUUCAGGAUUCAUCCAUCUCUGUGGUGGUCUUCUCUCAAAACUAUGCCACUUCAAAAUGGUGUUUGAAUGAGCUCCUUGAGAUCCUUCGCUGCAAACAACAUCAGGCACAGAUUGUUGUUCCUAUCUUCUACAAAAUUGACCCAUCUCAUGUACGCAAACAAAACGGAGCUUAUGAGAAAGCAUUCACAGAACAUUUGGAGAAAAACUCAGAGAAGGCGAAAGAGUGGAAACAAGCACUUGUUAAGAUUGCAAAUCUAGCAGGAUGGGACUCCUGCAACUACAGGGAUGAAGCAGAACUCAUUCAAAAUAUUGUCACGGACAUCAACAAAAAACUAAACCGUGGGUCCCCAACAACUGUAUUAGAAAAUAUUGUUGGAAUUGAUGAGAAUUUAGAUCAAAUUGAGUCGUUGUUAGAAGAAUUCUCAACAAUUGGGAUUUGGGGGAUGGGCGGGAUGGGCAAAACAACAAUGGCUAAGGUUGUAUUUGCCAAGCUCCGCUCUCAAUUUGAUAGUUGCUGCUUCUUGGAAAAUUUUAGGGAAGAGUCAGAAAAGCAUGGGUCAAAAUAUGUACGUGACAAACUUUUCAGUGCACUAUUGAAGGAUACAUCUCUUGGAAGGCUCAGUCAUAGAAAAGUUUUGAUUGUACUUGAUGAUGUUAGCAACACGCAGAAGUUAGAUGAUUUGGAAAGGGAAGCUCCUCAUUUGGGACCUGGUAGUAAAGUCAUCAUAACAAGUAGAGAUAAGCAAGUGCUUAAUGGAAGAGUUGAGAGAAUACAUGAGGCCAAGGCAUUGAGCUACAACAAUUCCCUUGAGCUUUUCAACCAUAAAGCCUUCCGCAAACACGGUUUUAAAGGUGAAUAUAAAGAGCUAGUUGAAAGAGCUCUUGCUUAUGCCCAAGGCGUUCCAUUAGCCUUAACCAUUUUGGGUUCAUUCCUUUAUUCCAGAACCGUACAACAAUGGGAAAGUGCAUUGAGGAAAUUGGAAAGGAAAGCCGAUAAAGAUAUUCAAGCUGUGUUAGAAUUGAGCUAUGACGGACUUGAUGAUGAAGCGAAGGAUAUAUUUUUAGACAUUGCUUUUUUUUUUAAAGGUGAAUGGGGAGAAUAUGUAAAAGCAACGCUAGAGGGCUCUGGCUUUCACGCAAGCAUUGGCUUGGGAAUUCUUGUGGAUAAGGCGUUGAUAAGUUUUCGUUAUGGUGUGGUAUGGAUGCAUGAUUUAAUUCAAUCAAUGGCUUUCGAAAUUGUUCGCAAAGAGUGUAAGAAUCCAGGAGGACGUAGUCGACUAUGGAAUUCCGAUGAGAUCAUCGACGUCCUAAAAAAUAAUCAAGGAAGUGAUGCAAUUCAAGGCAUAAGUUUAAGUUUGUCUCAAAUUAAAGAAUUACAAUUGAGUGCUGAUUCCUUUGGAAAGAUAACAAAUUUAAGGGUUCUGAAAAUCUAUUCAUUCACACAUAGAAGAUCGUGUGUUGUGAAUCUUCCUUCAGGGCUUGAAUCAUUUCCCAAUUCGUUAAGGUAUCUUCAGUGGGACAAUUUUCCUUUAAAGUCUUUACCAUUGUCAAUUUGUGCCGAGAAGCUAGUUGAACUUCGGAUGCCUGGUAGCUGCCUUCAAAAACUAUGGGAUGGCAAGCAGGACUUGGUGAAUUUGAGGCAUGUAAACCUUAUGGAAUCCGAAAAAUUGAUAGAGUUGCCAGAUUUGUCAGCAGCUAAAACACUUAAAUACAUUGAACUUGGAUACUGUGAAAGUUUAUGCCAUCUUCAUCCAUCCAUUUUAUCUCUUCCGAGAUUGAAGUAUGUGGAUCUUGCGCAUUGCAAAAACCUAAAGAGUUUGAAAACAGAGAGUCAAUCAAAAUCGCUCUUGCGACUAAAUGUGGCUAGGUGCUCUGGUCUCAAGGAAUUUUCAUUCUCUUCGGACAAACUUACUUUUUUAUGUUUACAUACCUCACCAGUCGAGAAUAUAGACUUUUCAAUGGGGCAUAUGGAGAACCUUUGGAGACUCUCUCUUAAUGGUUUGAAACUAAAGAAUCUUCCAAUUAACGACAUUUGUUGCAUGAGAUCUCUUAAACAGCUUGCUCUUGAUUAUUGCACCGGAGUGAUUGACAAAUCAAAGCUCCAUAGCUUAUUUGAUGCUUUGCGAUAUCUGGAAUCACUUUCUUUGAGAGGGUCAUGCACAUUAACGGAACUUCCAGACAAUAUCAAGCAUCUCUCGAGGCUACAGUCUCUUGAUGUAAGCUAUUGCAGGGACCUUCAAUCUUUACCGGAGCUUCCUCCAUCCAUUGAAGAAUUACAUGCCAACAGCUGCACAUCAUUAAAGACGCUACAAUUCACUUCUCAUAUUGAAUCUCCAUCAUUGGCAGAUGAAAUAAUGUUGGGUUCAAACCCCCGUUCAUCAGUUAGUUAUCUCCAAAACCUUCGAGAGCUUAGUCUUGGUGGUUGUGAACAGUUGUAUGAACUUCCUGAAAGCAUCGGCUCCUUGUCUUCAUUGUCUUCACUGGAUUUGAGUGGUUGUGAACAGUUGUAUGAACUCCCUGAAAGCAUCGGCUCCUUAUCUUCAUUGUCUUCACUGGAUUUGAGUGGAAGUACUGUAGCGAGCUUGCCUGCUAGUAUCAAGUAUCUCUCAAAUCUAAAAGACAUACGCUUGACCAAUUGUACAAGACUUCGUUCUCUGCCAGAACUGCUGCCAUCCACAGAAACCGUCUUCGCUUGUGGUUGCAUAUCAUUGGAGAUUGUACCCAUUUCAAUACCUUUUGCACCACAAUUGAAGUUGCUACUUCUGAGAGAUUGCUUGAAAUUGGAGAACUGCUCUCUGUCUCAUGUGACGGAAAGUACUUAUUUCUUAAUGAAGCGAUUGGUGUACACAAACCGAGGCGGUGCUGUCUGUUACCCUGGAAUAAAAGUUCCAAAGUGGUUUGGAUCUAAUGAGAGAACAGAGGCUUCCAACUGUAUAACUAUUGAGUCUCCUUCAGCCACAAACGACCUAAUCGGCUUCAUCUUUUGCUGUAUUCUUUCUCGGCAUUCCUAUAACGAUGAUGUGCGAUGCCAAAUUUAUUUUGAUGGUAAGCGGUGCGUAUCCUCAAAGUUUGGUUUGUAUGCGGAUGAGCAUUUGCAAUGUUAUGAUGAUGAAAAUUCGGAAUUUUAUGAUGAUGAAAAUUCGGAAUCACGUCAUGUUUUUUUGUGGUGUGAUCCUGACCAAUCGAUAAACUUCCACAAAGCAACGGACAAUCAAAACACCAAUUACAGGCCAAAGGUGUCAUUUGAAUUCUCUGUUGCCAACUUUGAAGAGAAGCUCGUUGAUUGUGUGAUUGAAGCAUGUGGAGUCUUCCCAAUAUAUGCCUCGAAAUAUCACGACUUCAUUCAACAAAUGGGACGGGAGCCAAACUUGGGUACCCAAAAAGAGUCCUGUCAUUAUGCUGAUGAGAAUUCAUUUCAUGAAAUGCUCCAAUAUGUUAGAUUCUCAUUGAAGCAAGGAGAAUGUGGCAAUUUUGAAGGAAGUACUAUUCCAGAGUGGUUUACUUACAAAAGUUCAAUGACAGAGUACGGAGUUUUGCGUGUGAGUGUUCAGGUUGCUCCAGAUUUUGAAAACUUAAUAGGUUUCAUUUUCUGCUUUGUCAUGCCUCAUUUCUCCUCAAAAGAAAGGGAUCAAUGUCACUCAUCAUGUGAAUGCAACUGGCAUGACGCGGAAAAUUCUCUCUUCUUUUUGCAAGGUCCAACAGGGUGGCACUAUUCAAUGGAAAAAUUGAAUUCAUAUGAUAAUGUGUUUCUAUGGUAUGAUCCCCUCUAUUGUGAACACCUACUACACAAACUGCGAACAGAGGGAAAAGGUUAUAAUGAGGAGCUUGAAUUUAAAUUUGAGUUUGGUGAUGGCGAGAUCCAUGAAUGGGGGCUUUAUAGUCGUGAUUGCUUGAUCAAAGAAUGUGGAGUACGGCCUAUAUAUGUCUCAGAGUAUACAAACUUCCUGCAACAAAAGAAAGUGGAGGUAAGUAUGCCAAAAAAGAGGCAUCGGAAUAUUGAUGAUGACCAAAAUCGACUCCCUUCAACAAAGAAAUUGAAGGACUCUUAUAUAGAUGUUAUUCAAUCUAUUCCCCUGAAUUCUGAGUCCAAGAUAUCUCAUUAUGCUGAUGAGUUGCUACUUAUGCUGUCCCAAUUGAAUUUGGAAUCUACAGAGAAACACACUCAUCACAAAUAA
Molecule: messenger RNA, 4371 nt
Organism: Neltuma alba
Lineage: Eukaryota; Viridiplantae; Streptophyta; Magnoliopsida; Fabales; Fabaceae
Product: disease resistance protein RPS6
Exons: 4
Coding region: 1-4371 (1456 amino acids)
Biological process (GO): defense response; signal transduction
Molecular function (GO): ADP binding
Source: RefSeq, a predicted model, not a curated record